UUUAUUUAGUGAAAGAAACCAUAACAUCGAAUCGUUUAAUUAAAAUGUUGCGGAGAGAUAUUAUAUUGCAUGUACGGAUAAAAACAGUUUUCGUUCUUUUUUCACUUUUCGAAAAUAUUGUUUACUGCAAUGAUUGCUGGAAAAGUUACGAUGUCGAGGAACACUUCGAUGUUAUGGAUAAAUUAGAUGAACAAUAUGCUGAAGUCAAAAAUAAUUACAACGCUAUGGCAAGAGACAAUAAUUUUGAUAAAGAUAUGCUUCUUAAGUUGGUGAAAAAUCGAGGUAAAGCCGAGCGAGCUAUUCACGCGGCGCAAGGUGACGAAAACCUCAUACCGGCUGGCAUCAACCUCGGUGGAUAUUGUAUGAUGAAGCUGCCUAAAUCUCUCCUCUUCUUUCACCGCAUGAAGCUACGCAACAAUACUACGUUCCGUAUAACAAGUCUGAACAGCGACCUGGGUGAGCUGAAGAUGAAAGCCCACAUCACGCUGAACGACCUACAUCUCUUCGGCUCCUAUGACUUCACCAAUAUCUUGAAUAAACCUGGUAUCCUUUCCUAUGACCCCACGUUCGGGCAAGUUGAACUUUUAUUAAAAAACGUGAGAUACAAGAUGGAGGGGCGGUACCGUCUUUUGAAGAACAGAUUAUACGUCGAGCUGAUUAUUUCCGAGAUCGAUUUGGACGAAGUACGGAUGAUGUUUCCUAACAAAGCCUCUUCACAUUCAGUAUCACUGGAACGUAAAAACAUUGAUGUAUUCAUGGACAGAUUGAAAGUGGACUUGGACAAAUGGUUGAAGGAUUAUUUCAACGACUAUCUGAUGUACUACGUCGCUGCUGAAGAUGCUGAGUUCGAAAAGUAUAAUCAGAAAAAAACAAUGGCGCUCAAUCAGUAUGCAGACAAAGCGAUAAACAAAGUGAUCGAAAGACUGGGCGAAAUAAACGCUAAUGCCGUCUACCUACCUACCUUCGAAAUACAUAGUAUGAGUGUUGCGGAAGUAUCGCUAAAAGAUGGAGUGUUGCGUGGUCUAGACAGUAUUUACAGACGCUCCGUCACUACCGGCACGAAAAAUAAUAACGUGCGCACUGUUGAUACGGUUGUCAGCUUCAGCAGUUUGAAACUAAGCUAUAGAUACGAGGCAGUGCUUAAAUCGGGGCUGCCGCCAGUGACUGGUGUGUUGACCCUGACAGCGGAUGAGCUGACUGCACACAUGGCGCUCUCCUUGACCAAACAUCCAGAAGCAGUUGAUCUAAGUUUCACCUUUUUGGAGCAGGCAAAACCGGAGACUCUAACUAUGGAAGGACCAGCGAGCAGGAUGAUAUCGAACUUUAAAUACAUGCUGGAGCAUCAUAUCAUUGCUAUUAUGUCCAACACCUUGAUGCACAACAUACAAAUGCUCGGGACAUUGGAUCGAUGCAUCCCACUACUUGCCCCAUAUAUGGAAGCAGAAGUAAAUGCCAGCCAUUCCAAUGAAGACAAAAAAAGUUUACCUGCACCAAAUAAACGUACUGAAACAGAAACUACAAAUAUAGACGAUAUUAUAGUUACUACAGGUAAAAAUUUAACAGAAGAUUUUGAUGAAAAUGAUAAACAAAAUAUAUUGUAUCAAGAACCACAAGAAGACUAUAAAAAACAUUACAAUAAUUGGGACAAUAGUGCACUGCGUAGCAACGAAGAACUUUCGAAGGAACAAAACGGAAAUGAUAAGAACCUAAAUGAUUAUAAUAAUACAGACAUUAAGCCCUACAUCCCAAACAUUAUACUACCUGGACUUCUAGGAAAUUGGACGGAUGAAGAUAAAAAGAAAUUCAUUGAAAGGAAGCCCUCGUACAAACGUUCUGUUUCAAGAAAACUAGAAAAGAAACAGAGCAAACGUUUAACUACAUAAUUAAA
Messenger RNA from Pararge aegeria (speckled wood butterfly), 1888 nucleotides. RefSeq lists its product as uncharacterized. The transcript is spliced from 12 exons. The coding region runs from base 45 to 1883 and encodes 612 amino acids. The record is from RefSeq and is a predicted model, not a curated record. Lineage: Eukaryota; Metazoa; Arthropoda; Insecta; Lepidoptera; Nymphalidae.